Molecule: messenger RNA, 1923 nt
Organism: Uloborus diversus
Lineage: Eukaryota; Metazoa; Arthropoda; Arachnida; Araneae; Uloboridae
Product: NLR family CARD domain-containing protein 3-like
Exons: 3
Coding region: 1-1923 (640 amino acids)
Molecular function (GO): protein binding
Source: RefSeq, a predicted model, not a curated record
AUGGAACUUACUUACGGUUUGGCCAUCAUCUCUCCGUCUGCGGAAACCGUAGCAAAGAACAGCAUCAGUGCCCUGAAACUGAAUGAAAAACACAUCAACUGUGCUGUGUUGGAAGAUCUAGCUAAAGCUCUAAGGCUUAACACUUCGAUUACCACCCUUGAUCUUUCAAGGAACUUGAUUGGGGAUAAUGGAAUGCAGAGUCUGUUUGAAGCUUUAAAGGCAAACGAAUCGAUAACAGACAUUAAUCUCAGUGCUAACAGAAUAGGUGAUGCUGGAAUCAAAUUUCUAGCUUCAACCUUAGAAAUGAACAAUCGCAUUUGCAAUGUUGAUCUUGGGUACAAUAAAAUUAAUGAUGUAGGAGUAGAACAAAUAGCAAAAGCACUGAUUAGUAAUAAAUCAGUUUGCAAAUUAAAUCUUACUGGAAAUCCUUUAAAAGAUAAUGGAGCUAAACAUAUUGCUGAUGUUUUAAAGGUAAAUAACUGUAUUAAAGUGCUUGACUUGUCAGAAUGCCAAAUAGAAACCUUCGGAAUGCUCAGCUUAAGCCAAGCACUGCGAGAAAAUUCGUCUCUUACUACACUGGUUCUGAGUAACAACAGGGUACAGAAUACGGCAGCACUUCAUCUGGCUGAAAGCUUGGCGAUUAAUAACUCUCUGAACAAACUUGACCUAUCGGGAAACUCAAUAUCAGAUGAGAUCACUGCUAUCAUUGUAGCUCUAAAAGCGAAUCUUGCUCUUUCCAAUCUUAAUUUCAGCAUGAACAACAUUAACAUUUCUAUCACUUCUGAAAAUGAUCUCUAUGAAGCUUUUACCACAAACUCUACUAUUACCAAGCUUCAACUGAAUAGUACUAAUUUCAAAGAUGCUACAAUGAAAGUUAUAGCUAAAGCUUUAGAACACAAUACUUCAGUUAGUACACUAAGACUUGGGGACAAUCAGAUUAGCUCUGUCGGCGCUAAGGAUCUAGCCACAGCUUUAAAAGUGAAUAAAUCUAUUGUAUCUAUCGAUUUAUCUAUUAAUAAUGUAGGAGAUGAGGGAGUCAAAGAGCUCUCAGAAGGUUUGAAAGUCAAUAGAUCGAUUACGUCUCUAAAUUUAAGCGAAAACAACAUAACUAACAUUGGAGUAGGAAUGAUUGCAGAAACAUUAAAAUAUAAUAAGUCUCUUGCUGUACUAGACCUCUCUUGCAAUCCGAUAGAUUAUGAUGGAGUUCUUUGCCUGGCUGAAGCGUUCAGAAGUAAUGCAUCAAUUACUUCAAUAAACUUAAGCAAUAACACACUAAGUGAUGAUAGUGCAAAGAUUAUAGCUGAAUGUUUAACAGUAAAUGCCUCUAUUAAAAUUUUAAAUCUUAGCUACAAUCAAAUACAUGAUACUGGAUUGAAAUAUCUGGCUGAAGCUCUCGAGAAAAAUUCAAGCCUUAAUUCUCUAAAUCUUUCCUACAAUAAGAUAAAAGAUGAAGGUGCUAAAGAUUUAGCUGAAUCAUUAAACCACAACUCAUCUAUUUCAAACCUUUAUCUCAUCGGUAACAAAAUCGAAACAUCAAUACUAAAAAGCAUAGCUGAAGCCUUAAACCUCCGAUCUUGUGUUACUGCAUUUGAUUUGAGUUACUUUCUAAAAGACAGAAGUGGCAAUGUCGAUUGUACUGUAUCUAAAGCAACUGAUGGUAGCGUACCGUUCAAGAGUAAGGCCAACGAUCUUACAAAAGAAACUCUCAUAAGAGAAGCAUUAAGGCUAAUGAGUGCUGGUAAUUAUCAACUUCAAGACUUUGGAAAAAAUGCAAUAUUAUUAUUAGGGAACCCUGGAGCUGGUAAAAGCACACUUGCUCACUUGCUGUGCGGACAAAAGUUGAAAGCUGUACUGGAUGAUGCAACUAAUGAUAUAUUUGUCGAAGCACCUGACCCAAUAAAAGAAAAUAGUUUUGGGUUGUAA